Molecule: messenger RNA, 3023 nt
Organism: Pelodiscus sinensis (Chinese soft-shelled turtle)
Lineage: Eukaryota; Metazoa; Chordata; Testudines; Trionychidae
Gene: SYT17
Product: synaptotagmin 17
Biological process (GO): calcium-ion regulated exocytosis
Cellular component (GO): plasma membrane; exocytic vesicle
Molecular function (GO): phosphatidylserine binding; clathrin binding; SNARE binding
Source: RefSeq, a predicted model, not a curated record
UUGCAGGAGACACUUUCCCCGGAUUCAUCCACAGGCUUUAAGUUGGAAAAACAAAUCUAAGGAAAGAUGCACUGAGAGAAGGGGAUCCAAAUCUAGAUCUCUGGAAGUGUGAAAGCUGCUGCCCAAGAGGGGAAAAUUCAUCACCAGCCUAGCAUAGAGAAGAAGGAAAAGAAGGAAAUCAAUCAUGCAGCAGUGACAGGCUGACAGAACACGUCCCUCCCAGCCCAACGCAGCACAGAGAGCCUGGGAACCCAGAAAGCCAUACAAAAAUAUUAGAAUCAAGCAAAAUAAUCAGCACUUCUGGCUAAAGAAAUGCUGGGAAGGAAACACUGAUCACUACGGAGAGGCAAUGAGCAGCAAGGGAGGGGAGGAAUGAACAGUGCUCAUCUAACAUACAAGUCACGUCUUUUUUUUUUUUUUUUUUUUUGAGGGCAAAGUGGAGAGAGACGCCAUGCUCAGGCUGUGCUGGGAACUAAUGUGAUACCUAGUGAAGAUGGCGUAUAUACAGUUGGAACCGAUAAAUGAGGGUCUGCUCUCUAGAAUAUCGGAUCUCUUGCUGUGCAGAUGGACUUGUAGAAAUUGUUGUCAGAAGUGUUUUGACUGUAGCUGCUGUCAGUCGAGCGAAGAUGAAGUUGAAAUCCUGGGACCUUUUCCUGCACAGACACCAGCAUGGCUGAUAAGCAAUCAGAAUGAAGAUAAAGAUGGAGACUCUGAUAACACAACCAGUGAGCCACCGCCAACUCCUCAGGACUCUUCUCCUGACAGAAGGCGAUCAUCUUCAGAUACAUCACGGUCCACUUACAGCCUCACAAGGCGGAUUUCAAGUCUAGAAUCAAGGCGGCCAAGUUCUCCACUAAUUGACAUUAAACCUAUUGAGUUUGGAAUUAUAGGAGCUAAAAAAGAAAUAGUUCAGCCAACUAUCCUGAGAAAAACAUAUACCCCAGAUGACUAUUUUAGAAAAUUCGAACCAAGACUGUAUUCUCUUGACUCUAAUAGUGAUGACAUGGACUCCUUGACAGAUGAGGAAAUCUUAUCAAAAUAUCAACUGGGCAUGCUGCAUUUUAGUACACAGUAUGAUCUGCUGCAUAAUUAUCUAAUAGUGAGGGUAAUUGAGGCUAGAGAUCUGCCUCCUCCAAUUUCAUAUGACGGUUCAAGACAAGAUCUGGCUCAUUCCAACCCUUAUGUCAAGAUCUGCCUCCUUCCAGAUCAGAAGAACUCCAAGCAGACAGGGGUAAAACGCAAAACCCAGAACCCAGUGUUUGAGGAAAGAUACACCUUUGAAAUCCCAUUUUUAGAAGCCCAAAGAAGAACUCUACUUUUAACCAUAGUGGAUUUUGACAAAUUUUCACGCCAUUGUGUCAUUGGCAAAGUGUCAAUGCCAUUAAAUGAAGUUGACCUUGUGAAGGGUGGACAUUGGUGGAAGGCCCUUGUUCCCAGUUCACAGAAUGAAGUUGAGUUGGGAGAGCUGCUGCUAUCGCUAAAUUACCUUCCCAGUGCAGGAAGACUGAAUGUAGACAUUAUUAGAGCGAAACAACUUCUUCAGACAGAUAUGAGCCAAGGUUCAGAUCCCUUUGUGAAAAUUCAGCUGGUUCAUGGAUUAAAAUUAGCAAAAACCAAGAAAACCUCUUGCAUGAAGGGUACGAUAGAUCCUUUCUACAAUGAGUCCUUCAGCUUCAAGGUUCCGCAAGAAGAACUGGAAAAUGCCAGCUUAGUAUUUACAGCUUAUGGCCACAAUGUGAAAAGCAGCAAUGACUUUAUUGGAAGGAUUGUGAUUGGUCAGUAUUCGACAGGCUCACCAGAGUCAAACCAUUGGCGUCGAAUGCUCAAUUCCCAUCGGACAGCCGUGGAGCAGUGGCACAGCCUGCGGUCCAGGGCUGAGUGUGAUCGCGUCUCUCCAGCAUCUCUUGAGGUGACGUGAGAAUGGUCCUCCGGCAGCCACAAAAGCAAGCAAACAACUGAGGAAAACAAAUCAAACCCCCGCAUACUCCCAUGUGAUCGCCAUGGAAUUGAAAAUAACUGUUACAGCUGCUGGUAACAAACUGGCUGCGUUAGCCUACGUGCCUCAGUGAAACUUCAUAAUGCAAACUACAUAUCACUUGUUCAUGCGCCCCUUGUUCUCACAGGGCCACUACCAAUGUGGCCUGUUGGACCUGUUACUACUUGCAUUAUCUGCUUCAUCCACACCACUGUUUUUAAUCCAUGUAUGGUAUAAUGGAAACUAUUCAAAAGAUCACGAUUAGCUCAGAAGUGUCCAUUGUCUGCUCCAACGUAUUGCCAAGCACAUUAUAUGCUGAUCUGCCAGGUAGAUUCUGAGUUAACUGGAAAUUUUUUGAGUUACCUCCGCAACACUUACAGUACCAAUCCAUGACUCAUUUUAUUGGAGAUGUAAGUACCUGUGUGUUCUCUUUGGUGAAUGUGGUAAAUCGGUUAGAGUAUUUAUUUUUUAAAUGAUAGAAUGUGUGGUAAAAUCACUUCUAACUCUAGUUUUGUCUUUGUACUAGUUUUAACAAAAUUAAACUCCUGUUAGUAAUUUGUGUCUGGGUGUGUGUGUGUAUGUGUUUGUGUGUGUGCAUGUGCAGUGUUACACACACAGAUCCUCACAAACAACCAUGUAUAACAUGGAGCUAAUGUUGUCAGUAAUGAGACCCUGCCACUCUAGUAUAGCAAUCUGUGUAUGUAAAGUAGAGUAUGAUAUAGCAAAAUAAACCUUUUCAAUUAAGUGUGUUCUGGAAAAGCCAUGGCAAGCUUUUAAAGACUUUUCUUAUGGUGUGCAAAAGAACCUGCUUUGGGAGCUUUUGCAGAUAAGAACAACACAGAGUUUUAAUUCCUUUCUUAACAGGCUGCAGUGGGUCCUUCUGUGUUUUAUGUUCGAAACAAGGUAGUUUUUCAAACCACAGAGUGAAUUUUAGCUACAGUCAAGCUGUCUGUUCUGUUGGAUGCUUCUGUACAUUUUUCACGACAUGUUGUCUGGUAUGAUGGAGAGUGUAUAUUUAUUGAAAAUAAAGAUCUAUUUAUUUGUGCCA